Messenger RNA from Vigna angularis (adzuki bean), 2060 nucleotides. Its product is annotated as probable mitochondrial-processing peptidase subunit beta, mitochondrial. The record is from RefSeq and is a predicted model, not a curated record. NCBI's taxonomy places the organism in Eukaryota, Viridiplantae, Streptophyta, Magnoliopsida, Fabales, Fabaceae. Gene Ontology annotation, molecular function: metal ion binding; metalloendopeptidase activity. Gene Ontology annotation, biological process: proteolysis. Gene Ontology annotation, cellular component: mitochondrion. The transcript is spliced from 9 exons. Bases 241 to 1824 code for a protein of 527 amino acids.
AAAACAUAUUUAGCUUUCUAAAUACAGUGAAGAAGAAUUUUCAUAGAGAAAAAAAAAAGAAGAGUAAAAAUCUUGCUCCUCUCCCUAGUGCCAAAUGACAGAUGUCCCCAAUUCUCUCACAUAGUAGAAUACUUGUUCAACACCUUACUUCUAUUUCUCUUUCUCGUACUCUUUCUCGUACUCUUUCAUUCAUUGGCCAUUCUUUUCUCACCGUGAAACCCUAGAUUCCAGCGCGGAUCCAUGUCCCUCAACCGCCUCCUCUCCGCGGCCCGCCGCUCAGACCGGCGGGCCUCCGCACUCUCCUCCUUCCGAUCUCUCUCCGCGUCCCCCGCUCUCGCCCCCUCCGCCGCCUCCCCUCCCGCUCCACCGCCCCCCACCGCCAUGGUCUACGACCGCGCUGCCGAGGCCAUCAAGUCCAAGCUCCGCCAGCUCGAGAACCCAGACCCUCGCUUCCUCAAACACGGCAGCCCCCGCCCCACGCUCUCCGAUCACACUCGCAUCCUCGCUGCCCCUGAGACGCGCGUUACCACGCUCCCUAAUGGCCUCCGCGUCGCCACCGAAUCUUCCCUCGCCGCCCGAACCGCCACCGUCGGCGUCUGGAUCGACGCCGGCUCGCGCUUUGAGACCGAGGAGACCAACGGCACCGCGCACUUCCUGGAGCACAUGAUCUUCAAGGGCACAGAGCGCCGCAACGCGCGUGAGCUUGAGGAAGAGAUCGAAAACAUGGGAGGGCAUCUCAACGCGUACACCUCACGCGAACAGACCACAUAUUACGCUAAGGUUACCGAUAGCGAUGUCCCCCAAGCCCUCGACAUCCUCGCCGACAUUCUUCAGAAUUCUCGAUUUGAGGAAAAUCGCAUCAGCCGCGAACGUGAUGUUAUUCUCCGUGAAAUGGAGGAGGUUGAGGGUCAAACUGAGGAAGUGAUCUUUGACCACCUACACGCAACUGCAUUCCAAUACACUCCUCUUGGAAGGACCAUUCUUGGACCUGCUCAGAACAUUAAGACAAUCACCAAAGCUCAUCUGCAGAGCUACAUUCAGACACAUUACACGGCUCCUAGGAUGGUAAUAGCUGCAUCUGGAGCUGUAAAGCAUGAGGAUAUUGUUGAGCAAGUGAAAAAGUUGUUUACUAAGUUGUCGACAGAUGCCACUACCACAGCUCAAUUGGUUGCUAAAGAGCCAGCUAUUUUUACUGGUUCCGAGGUUAGAAUGCUUGAUGAUGAUAUUCCCCUUGCACAAUUUGCGGUGGCUUUUGAGGGGGCAUCGUGGAAGGACCCAGACUCAAUUGCUCUCAUGGUCAUGCAAGCUAUGUUGGGCUCUUGGAAUAAGACUGCAGGAGGUGGUAAACACAUGGGUUCUGAGUUAGCUCAACGGGUUGGUAUUAAUGAAGUUGCAGAGAGCAUUAUGGCUUUCAAUACCAAUUACAAGGACACAGGUCUUUUUGGUGUUUAUGCAGUUGCUAAGCCUGAUAGCUUGGAUGAUUUGUCAUAUGCAAUAAUGAAUGAGACAACCAAGUUGGCUUAUCGUGUUUCAGAAGAUGAUGUUACACGUGCUUGUAAUCAGUUGAAAUCUUCGUUGCUACUACACAUUGAUGGAACAAGUCCAGUGGCUGAAGAUAUUGGCCGUCAGCUGCUUACCUAUGGUAGGAGAAUCCCGUUUGCUGAAUUGUUUGCUAGAAUUGAUGCGGUUGAUGCCAGUACAAUUAAACGGGUUGCAAACAGGUUUAUUUAUGACAAGGAUGUAGCUAUUGCUGCCAUGGGUCCUAUUCAGCGUUUGCCCGACUACAACUGGUUCAGACGCAGAACCUACUGGAACAGAUAUUAGUUUCAGUUCUUUUUUGUGUUUUUUGCUUCAUCUCAACUUCAUCAGGGAGGUUCGACAUAUGUUUUGAUCAAAUUUAUGACAUGCCUAUGAAUGACGGCUACCGCUGUUAUUUUUUAUUUAAUUACGAGCCUCUGUUUUGUAUCAUUUUUGCAAUAAUAAGUAUGCUGCUGUCACUGAUGCAAUUGACAUCAUGUUACUCAUUCUUGUUGAAAAUGGUAUUGCUGAAAGUUGCCUUA